AUGGCCUCAGAACUGGCAACUGAAUCGGAGCCUACGGUGUCUCAGGAUUCGAGCCUCCCACAUUUCACUGCGUCUUCAACCGUUCACACCGAUCUUUCUCAACCAGACUUUUCCGGUGAUUUCGGCUACCUCUGUUCGGAUAUCAGUUACUUUCAAGUCCUUCCAACAACGGCAGACUCUCCAGGUCAUUUUUCGCUUCUCAAGGAAGAGGGGACAGAGGAGAGUGUUUCGAUGGUUCCUAUGACCACGCUUCAGGAUAGGGAUGGAGAACAGCAGGGAGUCUUCGACGUUAGCUUUCAGUUGACCUCCCCCGUUGACUUAAUGGAGGGGCAGACGACUCUGGGACAUGACGAACUUAGAGCACCGACUUUGGGCUCUUCUACAACUGCUAUUACGGAUACAUGCGAGCAGCCGACCUCAACUUUCUCGCAGUUUGAUGAGCUUCCCCUUAAAGAUGCUGGGGUGCCAACGUCUACGGAGCUUCCGACGACAUUGUCGGUGUUUGACGACACUCUUGCUGCAGCAAUGGAGGCUUUGGCUCAGGCAUCCCAGGUCAACAAUAGUUUCCUGCCCGAAGCUGGCGGCUUGAUUGAAGGUGGCCUGGAGGGCACC
Messenger RNA from Dibothriocephalus latus, 612 nucleotides. The record is from the annotation of a GenBank genome assembly. Lineage: Eukaryota; Metazoa; Platyhelminthes; Cestoda; Diphyllobothriidea; Diphyllobothriidae.